AUGCCCGGCGGUCCACAUCCUCCUCUAUCGGUCGUUGCCUCAUGGCCGGCUCCGAACCUGGUUAAUCCAGAAGGGAGAGGCAGGGUGACGACCAUAAUUGCGGGUGUCCUGUCACCAAUCACCUUCUUCGUUAUAUUCGCAAGAAUUUGGGUCCGAUUCUAUCUACAGCGAAAUCCGGGCUGGGAUGACUGGCUUAUGAUAGCUGCCCUUGUAUUCUCCCUACUUCCAACUAAGAUAUACACGCACUCACCUUUAGUAGCCAUUCAUCAUUGCCUUAGCCACUCUUCGGGGGUACAUGUAUGGGACGUCGAUCUCACCUUAUUCACAAUACAGAGAAAGCUCAUAUUAGCGAUAGAGAUGCUUGUCAUUCUCGUUGGAGGGCUUGUCAAAGUCUCUAUUCUACUCUUCUUUCGUCGCCUAGGUUCACGCGGUGUCUCGAAAGCCUUUCGGAUUGUCACCUGGACUGCAAUUGGGGUCCAAACCUUAUCCACUGUCGCUUUCUUCGUCUGUCCGUUUUUUGUCUGUCGUCCUAUGUCUGCUUACUGGGAGCAGUCAGAUGUCAUCAAGAUAGCAGAAGGUGUGAAGUUCAAUUGCUACGACGAGGGCGCUGCCAUAGUCGCUGCCGGUGUGGUUUCGACAGUGCAGGACGUGAUUACCGCUCUGUUGCCAAACUUCAUAUACUGGAAAGCACAAAUUCCGAUUCGCCAAAAGGUGGCUCUGAUGGGAAUAUUUGCUACCGCCUAUGGGGCUGCCGCAUUUGGGGCAUUACGAACACACGCAACCUGGGUCCUAUUCUAUGAGACCUACGAUGUCUCCUGGCAGCUCUGGGAAGUCUGGAAUUGGACACUUCUUGAGGCUCAUAUCGGCGUCAUCUGUGCCAACGCACCAGCGCUCAAGGCCUUUGUGAAACAGUACCUCGAACCCCUCAAGUCUAUUACACCGAAACCUCGAGAAUGGUUUUCGCCAGCCAAGUCCUCGCAUGCACAAUCGUCGCAGACUAAAAGCAAAGUGGAAAGCGAUCCGUCAAAGAAGUCCAGGAAGUUGAGGAGGAAUCCUUAUGGACACCAUGGGUACUUCUCCCAGCCAACGGAAGUGACACAACGGUCCGAUGAUGAAGAGCUUUUCGGAUGCGAAGGGAUACGAGGAUCCUCAUCAGACACCAAGCAAGGCUCAACCUGUAGCGAUCGACAGUCUGCGAACGACGACAUUGAACUGGGCUUAGCCACGCCUAUCGCAACCUACUUAGCCCCGCCUCCCCAGCUCUACCGAGGGAGUCUGGGAAGUGUUGGCAUGGUGUCAGUGUACAUGUACGAUCAGAACGAAGGAGAUGGGACGGGUGGAGACAUGAGAUACAUGCGAGCUAGGUUAUAG
Alternaria rosae is the source of this 1371-nucleotide messenger RNA. RefSeq lists its product as uncharacterized. Bases 1 to 1371 code for a protein of 456 amino acids. The transcript has 2 exons. The record is from RefSeq and is a predicted model, not a curated record. Lineage: Eukaryota; Fungi; Ascomycota; Dothideomycetes; Pleosporales; Pleosporaceae.